CGCCCGCCGGUAUCUGUGAGGAAUCAAACUGGCGUUUACUCCUUACCUUUAGCGGCAGCCCAGAGUCCGUCACAGCCGGCGGGGGCUCCAGAGUCGCGACUGUCAUGCCUCUCGAUGGGGAUGGCGAUGGCGACAAGAGGAAGAUUUUCAUUGCGGCCACUGCAGGCAACUACUUUGGGCUGUCGUCGUUCGGGAGCCUGGCGCCUCUCUCUGCCAGUGCCAAAUUGGCCAACUUUUUGGAUGAUGGGAACGAGUUUCUUCUUUGUGUGCAGCAUUCAGAUGACGAGAUCGUUGUCUCCAAUCAGGUUGAAGCUGGCAAUUCAGAAGACAAAAUGCUGGUAUUCUUCAAGCUACGACCAGAUGUUAUUACAGAAGAUAAUCUUCACACUAAUAUUCUUGUAUCAUCUAUGUUAGAUUCUCCAGUUAAUAUGCUUUAUCAAGCAGUGCGACAGGUAUUUGCACCAGUGCUACUGAAAGAUGAAAAAUGGAGUAAAGAUUUUGAUCCCAAACUACAAAAUCUUUUGCGGGAGUUAGAAGCUGGCUUAGGUUCUGUUCUAAGGAAAACAGAUACUACUUAUACAGGAACAAAAUAUCGGGAGGAUGAUGUUCAAGCAAUACUUUGCCCAAAUGAUGAAUUUCAAUUCUGGACAGAGCGUGCUCAACAUGGAAGUAAAUCAUGUAGCAAGGACAGAGCUUCUCAUUUUAAAGAGCUGUUUGAAGCCAUUGCAUAUGAUUAUUACAAUUUGGACAGCCUGUCUUUAUUUGAGGUUGUGGAUUUAGUGGAGACUACGCGGGACACUGUGGAUGAUGUCUGGAGACAAUCUGAUCAUGAACCUUUUCCACAACCACGCAUGAAAAAUCUUUUGGAUGUCAUAGCUGGCUCUCUUGGAAGAUUUGUUCAGAAGAAGUUAGGUACUUUAAAUCUAUGGGAGGAUUCGUUUCACAUUGUAAAAGAAAAUCUGAAGGCUGGCAUCAUAAUUUGUGAACAGUGGGUUGCAGCCUGUGAUCAUCUUACCGGGCAGUUAUGGCAGCGUUACACCCCACAUAUAUGGCAAGCAGAGAAAUAUAUUCCUGAAACACUAGGAAAACUUGGCAAACGCCUUGAAGAGGUAUUAAGUAUUCGAUCACUUCAUGAGAAACUUACAUAUUUUCUGCCAACUGGUGAGCAGCAAGCAUUGCAUCUUGCCCAAGUGUUUGAACCUUUUGCUGGGUUGAAUCCUGUGCAUUACAAUCCCUAUACUGAGCCUUUAUGGAAAGCAGCAGUACGUCAAUAUGAAAGAAUUAUUGCUCCAGCAGAACAAAAAAUAGCAAGCAAAUUGAAAAGCUUUAUUUCAGAAAUCCAAGAUAGUCCACAACAGCUUCUUCAGGCUUUUCAGAAAUACAAGGAAUUAGUACGACGUCCAAGCAUUAGCAAAGAAUUGCUUUUAGAAAGAGAAACUUUGCUGGCAAAACUUCAAGGCGCAGUUAAAGAUUAUCAGACAGAUUUUGAGACACGAUGUCAUGGCACUCCAGGGGAUGCAUCAGGGCCACUGUCAGGCAAAAACCUCUCUGAGGUUGUGAAUAAUAUUGUCUGGGUACGCCAGCUAGAAUUGAAGGUGGAUGAUGCCAUUAAGAUUGCAGAGGCCCUUCUUUCAGACCUAUCUGGAUUUCAAAAUUUCCGACAAACUGCAGAUGACCUCCUAGAACAAUUCAAAAUGUACGAACAAGAACAAUUUGAUGAUUGGUCCAGGGACAUUCAAACAGGUCUCUCAAACCCAAAGUCUGGUCUUUGUAUACAGGCCAAUAGUCCUGUAAUGGAACUUGAUCAUUCCGAUGGAGCCUUAAAAAUACAUUAUUCAGAUCGCUUGGUAACUCUCCUGAGAGAAGUACGUCAGCUUUCUGCACUUGGGUUUCUCAUUCCUGCCAAAAUACAACAGGCUUCAAACACUGCUCAAAAAUUUUGCAAACAAGCAGUGAUUCUCAAACAGGUGGCCCACUUUUAUAACAGUAUUGAUCAGCAAAUGAUUCCAAGUCAGAAGCCAAUGAUGCUGCAGUCGGCUUUAGCAUUUGAACAGAUAAUUAAACACUCAAAAGCAGAAGGACAAAUAACAUGGGACAAUCCUAAAGAACUAGAAAUAUAUAUCAAGAAACUCCAAAGUGCAGCAGAACGGCUUGCCACAGAAAACAGAAAGUUAAGAAAAUGGCACACCAAUUUUGUAGAAAAAGUUGUUGCCCUGAUGAACAUUGAUCUGCUUCGUCAACAGCAACGUUGGAAAGAUGGCUUACAGGAGCUUCGGGGAGGAUUCUCCAGCCUUGAAUCACAGGGUUUCCUUUCAAAUGAUAUGAAAGCAUGGAGGCUUCAUUGGAACCACCAACUGUACAAAGCUCUGGAGCAUCAGUAUCAAAUGGGCUUGGAGGCACUCAAUGAAAAUCUGCCAGAAAUAAACAUUGAUUUAACUUACAAACAAGGAAGAUUGCAAUUCAAACCCCCUUUUGAAGAAGUACGAGCAAGGUAUUACAGAGAGAUGAAGAGAUUCAUUUCUAUUCCUAACCAAUUUAAGGGAGUAAGUGAGACAGAUGAAGAGUGCAUUUUUUCUGUCAUGACUGAAAGAAAUGCAAGUGGAUUUCUGACCACAUUUAGUAAAGCAGAAGACUUGUUCCGAAGAUUGGCAGAAGUUUUAGAUCAAUUUAAGGAAUGGGUGAUAAUUGGACAAGUUGAUAUGGAAGCUUUGGUGGAGAUUCAUCUUUUCAAAGAACAGGAUUGGGAGAAAAAUUUCAAAGCCCUAAAAGUGAAAGGAAAAGAAGUGGAACGUCUUCCAAGCAUUGUGAAAGUAGAUUGCAUCAUAGUGAAUUGCAAUCCUGUGAAGUCUGUGAUCGAUGAUCUUAUCCAGAAGUUAUAUGAUGUUCUAGUGAUGUCUUUGAGAAAAUCUAUACAAGGUCAUCUGCAUGAUAUUUCUUCAUUUCUCAAUGAUGCUAUGAAUGCCUUAGUAAUUAGGCCUCAGACAGUGGAAGAAAUAACAGAAGAUAGUUUAAAAUAUAAAAACUUAAAAGAAAAAAAAGAAGAGGUCUUUAUCCUUUUCCAAGAAGCAGAAAGUAAAAACAAGCUUCUCCGAACUGUGGCCGGUGGGGGCAUUGAAACAAUUGGCAGCCUGAGAGCGACAUGGGAUAAAUUUGAGUUAAUGAUUGAGAGUCAUCAACUGAUGAUUAAAGAACAGAUCGAUGUGAUGAAAGGCAAUGUGAAAUCCCGUGUUAAUAACUACCUUCAAGAACUGGAAAAAUUUAAAGCUCGAUGGGACCAGUUGAAACCUAGUGAUGACAUCAUUGAAACAGGACAUCAUGAUUUGCUACAGAAAAGUGCUGAGAGCAUAAAGGAAAAAAAAAUUGAGUUUGAUGAACUCGAGGACAUAAAGCAAAAACUUAUUAAUGACUGCUGUCACUUUGAAUUAGAAGAGCCUGAUUUCUCUUUAGCCAAUGAAAUACGCAAAGACAUUGAAUGCUGUGCUGAGGUUUGGUCAUUAUAUGAACAAUUUUAUGAAGGUUUUCAAGAAAAAGCCAAUGAAGAUUGGAUUACAUUUAGGAGUAAGACCUACCUAUUUGAAGAAUUUUUGUUGAACUGGCAUGAAAAACUGAGAAAGGUUGAAGAACACACAAUAAUGACUGUGAAGUUGCAAAAAGAGGUGGAUAAAUACAAGAUGAUCCUUCCUAUAUUGAAAUAUGUUAAAGGAGAACACUUAUCACCAGAUCAUUGGCUGGAUCUCUUUCGCAUUCUUGGUCUCCCUAGGGGUACUAGUUUAGGUAAUCUGAUGUUUCGAGACCUCCUAAAAGUGGCAGAUGUCAUUGUGGAAAAAGCAGCAGAACUUAAGGAUUUGAACAGCAGGGCUCAUGGUGAGGUCACCAUCAGAGAAGCCUUGCGUGAGCUUGAGCUUUGGGGAGCUGGAGCUGUCUUUACAUUAACAGAUUAUGAAGAUAGCCAGAGUCGGAUGAUCAAAUUGAUUAAGGAUUGGAAAGACAUAGUCAAUCAAGUUGGUGACAAUCGUUGUCUACUUCAGUCAUUAAAAGACUCUCCAUACUACAAAGGUUUCCAAGAUAAAGUUUCUGUUUGGGAGAGGAAACUUGCUGAACUGGAUGAGUAUCUACAGAAUUUAAAUCAAAUUCAGAGGAAAUGGGUAUAUCUGGAACCCAUUUUUGGUCGUGGAGCUUUGCCUAGAGAGCAAGCACGCUUCAACAGAGUAGAUGAAGACUUUAGAUCAAUACUGGCAGAUAUCAAACAAGAUAACCGUGUAAUUUCUUUGAAUACUCGAGCAGGAAUAAGGACUGCCUUAAUUACUAUCCUUGACCAGCUUCAGAGAUGUCAAAAAUCUUUAAACGAAUUCUUGGAGGAAAAGCGUUCUGCAUUCCCUAGAUUUUAUUUCAUUGGAGAUGAUGAUCUUCUGGAAAUCUUGGGUCAGUCUACUAAUCCAUUAGUCAUCCAGUCUCAUCUGAAGAAGCUAUUUGCUGGAAUUCACAGUGUAAGCUUUGAUGAAGAUUUUAAAAACAUUAUUGCAAUGAAAUCUUUAGAAGGUGAAACUGUACCUUUCAAAAAUAAAAUUCUACUAUCCAAUGAUGUUGAGGUAUGGCUGAACAAAUUAUCUUUAGAGAUGAAGGAGACAUUAAAACAACUGUUGAUUGACUGUGUAACCACUGGGAAAAGAUUACAGGGUUCAAUUGAUCCAUCACUUUUCCCGUCACAGAUUCUGUGUUUGGCUGAACAAAUUCAAUUCACAGAAGAUGUUGAGUAUGCAAUCAAAGAAUGUAAUUUGCAACAGAUAGAAUUAGAACUAAUGGCUAAAUUGGAACAUUAUACCAGUAUAGAUACUAAUAUAGAAGACCCAGGCAAUGCAGAAUCUGGAAUCCUUGAGUUAAAGCUUAAAGCCCUAAUUUUGGAUGUUAUUCAUAAUAUUGAUAUUGUACAACAGUUGAAUGAGGCUCAGGUCCGUAGUACUGAUGACUGGGCCUGGAAGAAGCAACUCAGAUUUUAUCUUAAGGAUAAAAAAUGUUAUAUUCAAAUGGUGGAUGCUGAACUACAGUACACUUAUGAAUAUCAGGGGAAUUCACCAAAGCUUGUUUAUACACCAUUAACUGACAAGUGUUACUUUACGCUUACUCAAGCUAUGAAGAUGGGCCUUGGAGGAAAUCCUUAUGGCCCAGCUGGAACUGGCAAGACAGAAUCUGUAAAGGCUCUAGGAGGUUUACUUGGGAGACAAGUUUUGGUGUUUAACUGUGAUGAGGGCAUUGAUGUGAAAUCAAUGGGGCGAAUAUUUGUUGGUUUGGUGAAAUGUGGAGCCUGGGGCUGUUUUGAUGAGUUCAAUCGUCUGGAGGAAGCUGUACUCUCUGCUGUAUCUAUGCAGAUUCAGACAAUUCAACAUGCUUUGAAGAAACACCAACCUGUUUGUGAAUUACUUGGAAAAGAGGUAGAAAUGGAUCAUAAUUCUGGAAUUUUUAUCACCAUGAAUCCUGCUGGGAAAGGCUAUGGAGGCAGACAGAAAUUGCCUGACAAUCUCAAACAGCUUUUUAGACCAGUUGCUAUGACUCGUCCUGAUAAUGAGCUAAUUGCAGAAGUGAUAUUAUAUUCGGAAGGUUUUAAAGAUGCUAAACCUCUGGGAAGAAAACUGGUAGAUAUUUUUAAUUUAGCACGGUAA
Molecule: messenger RNA, 5657 nt
Organism: Python bivittatus (Burmese python)
Lineage: Eukaryota; Metazoa; Chordata; Lepidosauria; Squamata; Pythonidae
Source: RefSeq, a predicted model, not a curated record